AUGAAUUAAAAUCAUGAAAAUUAGCAAACUUAAACUGAAUUAGAAUAAGAAUAAGAAAGUCAACAUAAUAUUUUACCAUAGAGUUUGACACCAAAAUCUAGUUAAAUUGUAUUUCGGUAGUUAUUGACUAGCAAUAGCGAAAAAAAAGAAAAUGACUUUAUUAAAGAAGAGUAUGAAUAAGAACAGCCAAAUGAAAUUUUUAAAUAAAAAAAUUAGGAUAAAUAAUAAAACCUCAAACUAAAUCUAAAUAGGGUAGAGACAUUUUAGAAUUCUAUAAAGUUAGAAAAAAAAUUGAGAGUUUUUGUCCCAAAUGUUUAAAGAAAUGAAUCAUUUUAUUAAUAAAAAUCAAAUUUCUAACAGAAAGGAUCUAAUAAUAUAAAAAUUAAGGAUCUAUCAAAAACUCAAAACAAUUAUAACAUUUUUAAGAAUGUUAACUAACUAAAUCAACCUGGUAUUUAAAAAAGUUAGAUUAAAAAUAUUAAUGUUAUUAAAUAGCAAAUAUACUAGAAUUUCAAAAAUUUAAAUAAUAUUUCUAUCUAGCAGAGACUUGAGAAAAUUCUAUUUUCAAAUAGAUUAUUCAAGCGUAAGGAGUUUUUAAAAUCUGUAGGAUUUGAUCAAGAUGCUUAAGUUUAAUUAGAAAAAUCUAUAGAUGAUAGUUUAGAUUUUUUUAAGUUUUACAAGGAAAUAUUAUUUUUAAAAAAAGCUGUGAUGAUUUUAUUAAGUAAAGAAUAACUUGCUGCUUUAAAUCUUGUAGGAAUAGCAAUUGAAUCAAUAAGGCCAAAUUAGGGUAACACAUCGACGAGUAAAUUAUCAGAUGAAAUGAAUUUAAAUCACCUCUAAGAGUAAUUUAAAAUAUUCUAAUCAAAAGAGUUACAAUUAGAAUAAAUUAAACUCUUCUUAUCAAAAUGUGAAAACAGACAAAAUCUAGAUGUAAUUGAUUAUAGAAUACUAUCUUCUAUAAUACUAAAUUAGUCGAACUGA
Tetrahymena thermophila SB210 is the source of this 981-nucleotide messenger RNA. RefSeq lists its product as hypothetical. NCBI's taxonomy places the organism in Eukaryota, Ciliophora, Oligohymenophorea, Hymenostomatida, Tetrahymenidae. The record is from RefSeq and is a predicted model, not a curated record. The transcript is spliced from 3 exons.